Molecule: messenger RNA, 944 nt
Organism: Aspergillus vadensis CBS 113365
Lineage: Eukaryota; Fungi; Ascomycota; Eurotiomycetes; Eurotiales; Aspergillaceae
Exons: 2
Coding region: 201-899 (232 amino acids)
Source: RefSeq, a predicted model, not a curated record
CGCGAAAGGAGGGGAAUCAUUGUCUGGCCUACAACUACCAGUGAGUUGCAGAGUAUGGCACAUCCUCGGAUGAUGUAUUGGCAAUUCCUCACGCAACACUGAACUUUUCUUUGUUCCGCUCAAUAAAGAAAGACUUAGCUUGACAACAGCUGCUGCACAGCUUCGCUCACCCAACAUAGUCGCUUUGAAUUUUUCUUACCAUGUGUUGUUCAGGUACCGCAGACACGCCUGCAAUAUCAGCAUCACCAUUGCCUUUCAAUUUCUUGGGUUUACCUAUCCAGAUUCGUAACAACAUAUACAAACAAAUUCUCGUCUUACCUCAUCCACUCCAUAUCUUUCAGGACCCAGGAUGUCCACUGGAAUCUUUUGCACCCGAAAAGCCCGGCUCAUGGCUUGCAUUGACCUACGUCAGUCGACAAAUAUCUGGCGAGGCAAUGAAUAUUCUGUAUAGCAUGAAUCGGUUCACCUUCCAGGAGAUAGAGACGGCGUGUCGUCCGGGCACUCUCUUGGAAUCCUUCCUGAACUGCAUCGGACCUAAAAAUUUUGGGAUCUUGUCUCAUCUAUGCAUCAACUUUCCGGUCACCGAGCAGAUAUCAAGCACCUUUGGAGAGACGAGACUCACUGAUGGCUUACGAAGGUUACAGCUAAUACGACAAAGCUGUGCCAAUUUACAGACAUUGGAAAUGCUCACCUUUGGUCAAUAUGCCAGCAUUCUGGUCGCAGAUGACCAGAUGAACGAUAAGUCCAUUCGAAAGAGUUGUCUGGAGGUCGAUGCCCAGAUAAAGGAAAUAGCUACCCUGGAUACCAUUGUUGUCAGGAUAUAUAAUAACGGUACUCCGGCCGCAAUACGAGAGUUUCUACAAGGGCUUGGAUGGAUUGUCAAGUUUGGCGACGCUUAGUAGUUUUUUCUUACAGCAAAACAAGACAGACGAAAUGAGGAAACA